Messenger RNA from Cercopithifilaria johnstoni, 933 nucleotides. The record is from the annotation of a GenBank genome assembly. NCBI's taxonomy places the organism in Eukaryota, Metazoa, Nematoda, Chromadorea, Rhabditida, Onchocercidae.
AUGUCGAUAGCAAUGGGAUGUGAUAAGGAAGAUUUGGAACAGCAACAUUUGCGCCGAUUAACGGUUAUUGCAGUUGCAUUCUCAACAGUAGCCGUUAUUGCUGCAGUAAUUACACUACCUGCAUUGCAUUUUUAUGUGCAAUCACUUCAUAGUCAUAUUAACGAUGAAACAGAAUACUGCAAGUCACGCUCACGCAAUAUGUUUGCCGAAAUGUCUGGAAUGCAACUGGCAAGUGUCCGACGUUUAAAACGUGAAUGGAUGUUUGGUCAUUGGAUGCCAAUCAGUGAAAAAAUUAAGCCUGAGCACGAACAUGCUACCGCUGCUGUAAUUAAUGCAGAACUGAAUGUCUGCUGCACAUGCAAUCAGGGACCAUCAGGAUCUGUUGGACCUGAAGGAGAUCCUGGCAAUGAUGGUAAAGACGGAAUCAAUGGCAAAGAUGGGAAAAAUGCCGCUGAUGCUCAUGUGAAACCAGCAGUGCAUGCUGAUAUCUGUCUCAUAUGUCCUCCGGGGCGUCCUGGUGUAUCUGGUAACAUGGGACCAAAAGGUCCACCAGGACCAAAAGGUACACCAGGAGAUCUACCGAAAGAUGGAAUACAUGGAGAAGCGAGUAUGCCAGGACAACCUGGAGCAAUCGGAAGACCUGGAAGAGUUGGACCACCUGGGACUCGAGGGGCACCAGGCCGAGUCAUUUACAUGACCGGUUCACAGGGACCACCUGGUCUUCAAGGUCCACAAGGGCCAACUGGUCCAAAAGGUAUUCCUGGAUCAGAUGGACAAUCCUUCCCAGGACCUCCCGGAUUAUCCGGAGAGACAGGACAAUCAGGACCAGAAGGGACUCCUGGAAAAAUGGGUCAACGUGGCGCUCCCGGUGAACCUGGAGAAUUCGGAACAUGCAAACAUUGUCCGACUCCAAGGAUAGCUUCUGGACUCUAA